AUGGAGCUACAUAUCUCCAUCUUUGUCCUGCUGCUUCUUUCUGCAGCAAACAGCUCAAAUGGUGGAAAGAUUCUGGUGUGGUACACCGAUGGAAGCCACUGGAUCAACAUGAAGCCGUUCCUGGAGACGCUGGUGGACAGAGGACACCGGGUGACGGUUUUAGCGCCGAACACGUCGAUGUUCAUGAAGAGCAGCGAACCCUCUCGUUUCCAGUAUGAACCGUUCAACGUCUCCGUCUCACUGGAGGUGAAAAAGAGGCUUGUUGAGGAGUUCUUUCACUUUUCCAUGUAUGAGGUGGAUCACAUGACGUACGUUCAGAUUUACCACAGAUUCACUCAUUUUAUGAGGACACACGUGAGCUAUUUCCUUCAGUUCUUGGACAGCUUGGUGAAAUCAGAAACCCUGAUGAAAAAGCUAAAGGAAGGAAACUACGACCUGCUUUUUGCUGAUCCAGUCUACCCCGGCAGUGACCUGGCAGCAGAUAUUUUGGGGAUCCCUCUCGUCUAUUCAUUGCGGUUUUCCCUGGCUAAUAACUGGGAGAGGCUGUGCGGUCAGAUGCCUGCUCCACCGUCCUUUGUCCCCGGCGCUAUGAGCAAACUCACAGACAAGAUGGACUUCUCAGAGAGACUGUGGAACGUCCUCUUCUACACGCUACAGGACGUCAUAAUGCAAAACUUUGUAUGGAGAGAACUGGAUAAAUAUUACUCUGAAGUCAAAGGUACGUCUGUCAGUGCCUGUAAGAUGAUGGGAAAUGCUGACUUCUGGUUGAUGAGGACCUACUGGGAUUUUGAUUUUCCUCGUCCGUUCCUCCCCAACUUUAAAUUUGUUGGAGGGAUCCACUGCAGACCAGCUAAAGCUUUACCAAAGGAAAUGGAAACCUUUGUCCAAAGCUCUGGAGAUGCUGGGAUCGUGGUCUUCUCUUUGGGAUCCAUGGUCAAGAACCUGACCACAGAGAAAGCAAACACGAUAGCUUCAGCCCUCGCUCAGAUUCCACAAAAGGUACUGUGGAGUUACAGAGGAGAAAAACCCAAAAGUCUGGGUUCCAACACUAGAAUCUAUGACUGGAUUCCACAAAAUGACCUCCUGGGUCACCCUAAAACUAAAGCUUUCAUCACUCACGGGGGAACAAACGGGAUCUAUGAGGCCAUCAACCACGGCGUGCCCAUGGUGGGGAUCCCCAUGUUUGGUGACCAGCCUGACAACAUGGUGCACAUGGAGGCCAAAGGAGCUGCAGUCACACUGAAGCUAAACAAAAUGACAGCUGAGAGCCUGACAGACGCUGUCAAUACCGUCAUCAAUGACGUGUCCUACAAAGAAAACAUGAUGCGACUGUCCAGAAUCCACCACGACAGGCCCAUGAGUCCUCAGGAUGAAGCAGUUUUCUGGGUCGAGUUCACCAUGAGGAACAAAGGAGCAAAGCACCUGAGGGUCCAGGCCCACGAGCUCACCUGGUACCAGUAUCACAGCCUGGACGUCCUAACCUUCAUCCUCACGGCAGUCCUCCUCCUCAUCUUCAUGAUCAUCAAGACCUGCAGCUUUUGUUUUCAGAGAUGCUGUCGCAGAAAAACGGCAAAGAGAAAAGCAGAAUAA
Molecule: messenger RNA, 1590 nt
Organism: Fundulus heteroclitus (mummichog)
Lineage: Eukaryota; Metazoa; Chordata; Actinopteri; Cyprinodontiformes; Fundulidae
Product: UDP-glucuronosyltransferase 2A2-like
Exons: 6
Coding region: 1-1590 (529 amino acids)
Molecular function (GO): UDP-glycosyltransferase activity
Source: RefSeq, a predicted model, not a curated record